This is a messenger RNA of Polypterus senegalus (gray bichir), 3883 nucleotides long. RefSeq names its product TLE family member 2, transcriptional corepressor b (gene tle2b). Gene Ontology annotation, molecular function: transcription corepressor activity; protein binding. The record is from RefSeq and is a predicted model, not a curated record. The coding region runs from base 93 to 2372 and encodes 759 amino acids. Gene Ontology annotation, cellular component: nucleus; transcription regulator complex. The transcript is spliced from 20 exons. Lineage: Eukaryota; Metazoa; Chordata; Cladistia; Polypteriformes; Polypteridae. Gene Ontology annotation, biological process: regulation of DNA-templated transcription; negative regulation of canonical Wnt signaling pathway.
UGGGGUGGGGGGGUGGGGGGCAAGAGGGGUCAUCGAUCAACUGGCCGACGAGUCUCCCAAGUCAGCAAUUAUCGGCACAUUAAAGCUGAAGAAUGUAUCCCCAGGGACGGCACCCGGUCCCACUUCAGCCUGGCCAGCCGUUCAAGUUCACCGUUCUGGAAACACUGGAUCGGAUUAAAGAGGAGUUUCAGUUUCUGCAAGCGCAGUAUCACAGUUUGAAACUGGAGUGUGAAAAACUGGCCAGCGAGAAGACCGAGAUGCAGAGACAUUACAUCAUGUAUUAUGAAAUGUCUUAUGGGCUGAACAUUGAAAUGCAUAAACAGGCAGAGAUUGUAAAGCGGCUGAGUGCCAUCUGUGCCCAGAUCAUCCCGUUCCUGUCUCAGGAGCACCAGCAGCAGGUUGUCCAGGCAGUGGAGAGAGCCAAGCAGGUGACGAUGGCGGAGCUGAACGCCAUUAUUGGGCAGCAGCAGCUCCAGCACCUGUCCCACCACACUCCGGGAAUCCCACUGACCCCCCAUCCGUCUGGCCUGCAAGCUUCCAGCUUGGCAUCACUAGGGGGCAGCUCGGGACUUUUGGCCCUGUCCAGCAGUCUGAGCAUACAGGCCCACCUUGCUGCCAAAGAAGAACGCAACCACCUGGAGCUGGAGCACCAGAGGGAUCGUGCGCCAAGUCGGAGUAAAUCUGUGUCAUCUACGGACAGCCAGAGGACAGAAGAGAAGCAGGGGUCAUCGGCCGAGUACACCGGGGCUGGCAGCAGCGAGGGCAAGAGGCGACGCUGUGACGACAAGGACUCGCUCACACAUUACGACAGCGACGCAGAAAGAAGUGAGGACAACCUGGUGGUGGAUGUUUCAAAUGAGGAGCCUUCAUCCCCUUUGGGUAGUCUCCCUCACUCUCCGCACGGUAAUGGUUUGGACAAAAGCAGCCUGCUGAGGAAGGACCUGCCAGCCAGUCCCAGUUCGCCGAAUUCCCCUCACAGCAGUCCCCCGGGAAAGAUCAAGGAUGCUGCGCUGGCGGAUAAACCUGGCACACCGGCAUUGAAGUCCACCAGCUCAUCACCUCUUCAGGAUGCCCUGACCCCAGGCCCCGGUCCCAGUUCAGCAACUUGCUUGCGCUUGGUGACCAGUAAGCCCUCAACUGCUGAUGCACUUGGUCUGAGGAGCCCACUGGCAAUCUCUGGGUCCUAUCCGGCUCAUUUUGGGGUGGUGUCCCACACCGGUCUCAACGGGGAGCUGUCCAGUCCAGGAACCUACAGUGGACUUCACAUCUCCCCACAAAUCAGCACCACGGUCAGCUAUGGACGGUCACCAGUGGUUGCCUAUGAGUCCCGCUCACACUUAAGGACGCCAGGCCUGUCAGCCACGCUGCCUCCUGUCACCGGUGGAAAGCCAGCCUACUCCUUCCAUGUGAGCGGAGACGGUCAGAUGCAGCCAGUUCCGUUCCCACCCGACGCCCUGAUUGGUUCCGGUAUCCCACGCCACGCCCGGCAGAUGCACACUCUCAGUCAUGGCGAGGUGGUGUGCGCUGUGACCAUCAGCAACUCGACGCGGCACGUCUACACCGGGGGCAAAGGCUGCGUCAAGAUGUGGGAUGUGAGUCAGCUGACUGCCAAGAGCCCAGUGGCCCAGCUUGACUGCCUGAACCGGGACAACUAUAUCCGCUCCUGCAAGCUGCUUCCUGAUGGCCGGACCCUCAUUGUAGGCGGCGAGGCCAGCACUCUGUCCAUCUGGGACCUGGCCACUCCAACUCCUCGGAUUAAAGCGGAGCUGACGUCCUCCGCACCGGCCUGCUACGCCCUUGCAAUCAGCCCCGAUGCCAAAGUGUGCUUUUCCUGUUGCAGCGAUGGCAACAUUGUGGUGUGGGACUUGCAGAAUCAGACUCUCGUCAGGCAGUUUCAGGGCCACACAGAUGGUGCCAGCUGCAUAGACAUUUCAAAUGAUGGGACCAAACUGUGGACGGGAGGCUUGGAUAACACGGUCCGCUGCUGGGAUCUGAGGGAGGGCAGGCAGCUUCAGCAGCACGACUUCACAUCACAGAUCUUCUCUUUGGGGUACUGUCCUACAGGGGAGUGGCUCGCUGUUGGCAUGGAGAGCAGCAAUGUUGAGGUUCUGCACGUGUCCAAGAGUGACAAGUACCAGCUGCACCUUCAUGAGAGUUGUGUGCUUUCUCUCAAGUUUGGCUCUUGUGGAAAGUGGUUUGUGAGUACUGGGAAAGACAACUUGCUCAAUGCUUGGAGAACACCCUAUGGAGCCAGCAUAUUCCAGUCCAAGGAGUCGUCGUCGGUCCUGAGUUGUGACAUCUCCCCCGAUGAUAAGUACAUUGUCACUGGCUCUGGGGACAAGAAGGCCACCGUGUAUGAAGUGGUGUACUAAAAGACCCAGGGGAUUUUCUUCCAUCUUGCAUGGUCAGCACUGCUUUCUUUAUCCCCUUUUAUUUCCGGAAGCAGCACUUAGGAGUUGUACAUUCCUUGCAGAUCACAAGAUGGAGCACCUUCAGCCCCAGCUCUGUGGAACUCAUGUGCCACCUUUUUUUCCUCCCCCAUUUUGAUGAAGGCUGCUGGUGGCAUCACGAGACCAGACAUGUUUUCCGUAUCAGACACUCCUACAGAAGACCUUGUGAAGGCUCAGCACUCCUUGGGCCAGCCAGCUGCAGACUUUACUUUCUGAUGCCGCAUGGGGUGGGCCACUUUGUAGAAGAAGCUCAUAUGUUCUUUCGAAACAUUUCAGUCGUAGCUCGCACAAUCAAUGGAGGUGGCCUGCUGGUUGAAAUUCCCAGUCUGCUGCUGCUGCUCAGUCAUCUUCUGCUCGUCUGCCUGCUACAUUGGAGGGCACUCGAUAGGACUGGUAAGCCCCUCAAACUUCAGGAAACACUGCGUGGCAACCCGAUGACGAAUUUCAUUUUUAGACCCGCAAUUUGCAAUGGCACUGGGGUGGAACACCUGAACGCUUAGCCGUACCCUGUACCCCGUCACGCAGCUUUCUGUGCUUCACGACGCAUCCCUGUGUUUGUUCCGCCAGGUCGUAUUCUUGAAUUUUGUCAUUUUCUUGUGGUGGUAGGUUUCAAAAGCUCUUCAGCCGGGUACGUGUAUGGUCUUGGCAGAGCAGAUCGCCUUCCUGGCUGUUUGCCUGUCAUUUCCAUAAAAGAUCUCAAGAGUGUGGCGUAGUGCUGUCCAGCCUAGGAGCCUCAGGUAAAGCGAGUUGGACCACCUUAUCCUAUAAAAACAUGGGAUAACUUAUCGUGUUGCCUGGUGUUUAAACACAUGUGGGACUGCCUCACAAGUGUCCUGUAGUGCCCUUCAAUGCCAGCUACUCUUGGUAUUCUUUAGCCACUGAAUACAUGAACAGCCGGGUUUACCCGACUGGCGACUCUCCAUUUUUCUUGUUCUUAUUUGAUGCCCUCACAGCAUCCACCCUGGUACUAUCACACGAUAUAAAGGCACAUCUCGGCAACUGACCCACCAUAGAAUAAAAUGUAGGACAUUGGCAUACAUCUAUUGGGAAUGGCCAUCUUAAUCAGGCUGGCACAAGAGAGAGCGAGAGGCCGAGAUGUCGGGUAGCUGGACUGGGUAAGCUUUUUAAUCAGAAUGAAUGAACGAACGAGUGGCCUCUGGUGCUGGAUGUCCACUUUGAGAACUUUGGUGACUUUGUUGAAAAGUGCGUUUUGUUCAGUUGAUAAUGUAUGUUCCUUUCCUUAUCCGAUUCAUGUAAAACUUUGAAAACCUCCCAAAACUUGUAAUAUUAAUAAAAUAUGCACUCACUUGAUUAAACCCCCAAAAAUGUGCACCGUCUGUUGAACCUUUGACAUGAGAUGGAAGAAAUAAAUUGUAUAUGUUAUCCCUAAUAAAGUGGCCAUGGAGCGUACGCCUAAUCGCUGGCUCAGAUCA